CAUUGUUAUGCAGACGAUAGUGUCGGUGGCGCAACGCUCCAGUGUAGGCGGAGUUUUGGGACAAUGGCCCUUAAAGGCGAAAACCGAUAUGCUUUUUGUGCUCCUCUUCUGUUGCUCUCCUCUUCCUCAUUCUUCUUGUUAGCCUUUCCAUUUGGUCUUACCUUGUGUUCUUUCUAAUCAAUCUACAACGCACAAUGCAUUAAAUCUUUACCCAAGAAACAACCCUCCCAAUUUAUUGGCUCUAAUCCUCUCUUCUCUCACUCGCUUACACCACGAGAUACAUUUGUUUAUAUCUUUAUUUUGAGAGAAAGGAGCUUUGCAAUGGGGGUUGAUUUGAGGCAAGUUGUUGCUGGUAUACUCACUCUCACAAUGUUUGUGAUGCUUGGAAACAUGAUCAAAAGAGAGCACUUCGAUUAUGUUGAAGAAAAAUUUCCUGGAGCUGUGGAUGCUGAAUUUGAUAGUGGGAAAGUAACAGAACGAGGCCUUGUAACAUUUAAGAACAUGGGUGAUGGCCCUUGGAUGGAGGAUGGCCAACAACUAAGACCAUGCUGGACGGAGUCAACUUUUGAUCAACCAGCGCGGUCCAAAGGGUUUGUCACAUUUUCAUUAACUAAUGGGCCAGAGUAUCAUAUCUUGCAGAUAUCUGAUGCAGUGGUGGUUGCAAGAUAUGUAGGAGCAACUCUAGUAAUCCCUGACAUUAGAGGAAACAAGCCAGGUGAUGAGAGGAAGUUUGAAGAAGUCUAUGAUGUGGAGAAAUUUGUGAAAAGCCUGGAUGGGGUAAUCAAAGUGGUCAAAGCUCUACCUAAUGAUAUCUCAAUUCGAGAUUUUGCUGUUGUCAAGGUACCUAAUCGUGUUACAGAAGAUCACAUUGCACAAUCAGUUGAACCAAUCUUUAAAACGAAGGGGAACAUAAGGCUGGCAACUUACUUCUCCUCAGUAAAUAUGAGAAAGACCACACAAAAAAGUAACACUGAUUCAUUUGCAUGUUUAGCCAUGUUUGGAACUUUAGAGUUGCAUUCUGAUGUUAAUGAAGUGGUCAACUCCAUGAUUGAGCGGUUAAGAAGCUUGAGUCGCAAGUUUGAUGGACGGUUUAUUGCUGUGGACUUGAGAGUUGAUCUAUUGAAAAAGAAUAGUUGCCAUGGAAGUGGUUCUAGUGGAACCAAAAGUUGCUAUGAUGCUAAGGAGAUUGCCCUGUUCUUAAGAAAGAUUGGAUUUGAUAAGGAUACCACAAUCUACUUAACUCAGUCAAGAUGGGAUGGCAGCCUUGAUAUUCUGAAGGAUUUAUUUCCGAAUACUUAUACAAAGGAAAGAGUCAUGCCUGAAGAUAAAAAGACAAAAUUCCUUGAAUCUGAAGAUUCAGAGUUCGAAAAGGUUAUUGACUUCUACAUAUGUUCUCGAAGUGAUGUCUUCGUGCCAGCGAUAUCUGGCCUAUUCUAUGCCAAUGUAGCUGGUAAGAGAAUAGUUUCUGGUAAGAACCAAAUACUUGUUCCAGCUGAUAUUCAAGGUUCAUCUGCAUCUGUCACCGAUCAUUUCUCCCCCUAUGUAUCAAAGAAGAACCACUUGGCCUAUUCAUGUUUUUGCUAGUAAUGUGUAAAAAGAAAUGGGGUAAAAAUAAGAAAACAAAAAUCAUUUUUAUCAUUUGAUGUCUUCAAUGGUAGUCUUACAGUUCACCUCAUUGAGGUUCUUCUUGUAAGCAGCUAGGUGAGCUCCAUUAUGCAAUCUUCAAUUUGGGUAUAAAAAGUCCUAUUUUUUAAGCUGAUUUUUGAAGGCCAUUCCACACUUCAGGUAGCUUUGUGGGCUGUCUCUCUCUCUCUCUGUGUAUAGAUAUCUAUUGAAGAAUGUGUUUAACAUAUUGUGAGACCAAGAUGAGUUUGUUCUAAUUGAUUUCAUAUUUUGUUUGUUCUAAAA
Manihot esculenta (cassava) is the source of this 1908-nucleotide messenger RNA. Its product is annotated as protein MANNAN SYNTHESIS-RELATED 2. The record is from RefSeq and is a predicted model, not a curated record. The transcript is spliced from 6 exons. NCBI's taxonomy places the organism in Eukaryota, Viridiplantae, Streptophyta, Magnoliopsida, Malpighiales, Euphorbiaceae. Bases 322 to 1584 code for a protein of 420 amino acids.